UCGUCACUCCGCAGGGCCGCGUCCAUGCGCCGCUGGAUUUGCGCGGUUCGCGUGCUGUUUUGAACCGAGUUUUGCGACUCGAUUUUGGUGCCUGGUCCCGCCGCCCAGACCGUCGGCCACAAUGCCCAGCGGAGCCCCGGGAGCAUCGGCCGCUGCCAUGCAGGAGGCUCUGGAUGCCGCAGGGAGACUCAUAGACCGGCAGCUGCAGGAAGACAGAUCCUACCCAGACCUGUCUGAUCUGCUCAACGUGCCCGUCCAUAAUAGCCCCGCCAUGUCCGGAGUGUCCGAGUUGGAUUACCCGCUCCAAGGCCCCGGCCUGCUCUCCGUCCCCAGCUUCCCGGAGCUCAGCGCCAUCCGCAGGGUCCCGCUCCCCCCGGAGCUGGUCGAGCAGUUUGCGCGCAUGCAGUGUAACUGUAUGAUGGGAGUGUUUCCGGAGAUCAGCAGGGCCUGGCUGACCAUCGACAGCGAUAUAUUCAUGUGGAACUACGAAGACGGGAGCGAGCUGGCUUACUUUGAUGGCCUCAGUGAAACCAUCCUCUCUGUGGGGCUCGUGCGGCCGAAGGCAGGGGUUUUCAAUCCUCAUAUCCAUUACCUGCUUGUCCUGGCGACUCCUGUCGAUAUCGUCAUCCUCGGCGUGAGCUUAACCGGUCUGCAAGCAGGUAAUCUGAAUGACAGCUUGUCAGGUGGGAUCCAGCUGAUUCCAGAGCCGCUGUACACCUUACCUACUGACAACACCUAUUUAUUAACCAUUACCUCCACUGACCACGGCCGCAUUUUCCUGUCCGGGAAGGAUGGAUGCCUCUACGAAGUAGCCUAUCAAGCCGAGGCUGGUUGGUUUAGCCAAAGAUGCCGGAAAAUCAACCAUUCGAAGAGCACGUUGUCCUUCCUUGUGCCUUCGGUCCUGCAGUUCACGUUCUCAGAAGACGAUCCCAUAGUUCAAAUUGCCAUAGACAACUCGAGAAACAUCCUCUAUACCCGCUCGGAGAAAGGCGCGCUGCAGGUAUAUGAUUUGGGUCACGAUGGUCACGGAAUGAGCAGGGUCGCGUCCGUGUCUCAGAACUCUAUCCUCUCGGCAGCCGGAAACAUCGCCAGGACGAUUGAUCGCUCGGUUUUCAAGCCCAUUGUUCAUAUAGCAGUGAUCGAGAAGUCCGAGUCUAUGAAUUGCCACUUGCUGGCGGUGACACAUGCAGGAGUACGGCUGUAUUUUAGCACCAUGCCGUUCAAGCAGCCGGCGGCCCGUCCCUGCAUGCUGACGUUGGUGCAUGUUCGCCUACCUCCGGGGUUUUCUGCUUCCUCGACGGUAGAAAAGCCCUCCAAGGUGCACAAGGCUCUCUACAGCGAUGGUGUUUUGUUGAUGACAGCGUCCGAGAACGAAGACAAUGAUAUCUUAUGGUGCAUUAAUCACGACUCUUUCCCGUUCCAAAAACCCAUGAUGGAGAUGCAGGUGACUGUCCGUGUUGAUGGUCAUUCCUGGGCUGUGUCUUCAAUCGAUGAACCAAAAGUAGACCGGAUUGUGACCCCGUUAAAUAGGGAUAUCAUCCCGAUUACAGAGCCCCCUGUUUUAGUUCAGCAGCAUAUGGUGCCCCCUAAGAAGUUUGUCUUGCUCUCUGCCCAGGGGAGUCACAUCUUCCACAAACUCAGACCGGUGGAUCAGCUGCGACAUCUUCUAGUUAGUAACGCGGGGGGUGACGGCGAGGAGAUAGAGCGCUUCUUCAAACUGCAUAAGGAGGAUCAGGCUUGUGCCACCUGUUUAAUACUCGCCUGCUCGACGGCCGCUUGUGACCGAGAGGUGUCUAUCUGGGCAGCACAGGCUUUCUUCAGAUAUGGCGGCGAGGCUCAGAUGCGCAUCCAGUCCUCGCUGCCGGCUCCCAGUACCGUGGGUCCGAUCUUCGGAUCCCCUCUGCCUAUAGGUUCGCCAUUGUCACCAGGCACCCCGAUGCCGAAUCCCAGCUUCCUGGGCACUCCAGCACAAGGCAUCUAUCCUCCAAGUGUGUCGACACCGGCAUACGCUCUGGCAAGCCCUGCUCAUCAGCCUGCCUCCUCCUUAACUGGGCUAAUGGGCCCGGAAAUUGUAUAUUCUGGGAAACACAAUGGCAUUUGCAUCUACUUUUCUCGUAUAAUCGGGAAUAUUUGGGAUGGAAGUGUGGCUCUGGAACAGAUCUUCAGGAGUGGAAAUCGAGAAGUCACAGCGAUUGACAGCAGCGUCUCGCCUUAUCAUCUGGAGACCGUACUUCAGAAACUGAAAGGACUGCAGGAAUUUCUCGACCGGAAUUCGCAGUUUUCUGCAGGAUCGCUCGGAAACCCAGGCUUUGGCACGCCUGCUAACCUCCAGCAUAGGCUUGUGAGUCUUGGACGCCAUGAGAUGGGAAGCUCUCAGCAAGUGCAACAAGAACUCCAAAGAAAAUACAACGCUGAAGCUCAACUUGCAGAGAAGGUCUCUCUCCAGGCAAUCCACCAGUUGGUUAGAAAAACGUGCCAAGCCUUGGCUUUGUGGAAGCUCCUGUGUGAACACCAGUUUAGCCUUAUUGUGGCUGGACUUCAAAAGGAACUGCAGGAACAGUUGAAAAUAACCAUGCUUAAAGAUCUGGUGAUCAGAGACAAGGAGCUGACGGGAGCUCUGAUUGCAUCCCUGGUCAAUUGCUUUAUCAGCGACAAUACUACGGUUGAUGGAAUCAGUUCUCACCUGCAAGAAGUGUGCCCCCUGCUGUAUAGCCCUGAUGAUGCCAUAUGCUCAAAGGCAAACGAAUUGUUGCAACGGUCUCGCCAGGCUCAGAACAAACUGGACAAACAGAGGUUACUGCGGGAUUCGCUGAGGGAGUAUCAGAAGAUCAGUCGGCAGGUGGACCUCGCCAAUGUGUGUGUUCAGUACAGACAAGUGCGUUUCUACGAGGGAGUGGUGGAACUGUGUCUCAGCGCUGCAGAGAAGAAAGAUCCGCAAGGGCUCGGCCUUCAUUUUUACAAGAAUGGAGAGCCGGAGGAGGAUAUUGUUGGCUUGCAGGCUUUCCAAGAGCGGUUGAAUAGCUACAAAUGUGUCACUGAUGCUCUUCAAGAACUAGUUAACCAAAGCAAGGCUGCCCCUCAGUCCCCAAGUGUCCCCAAAAAGCCAGGUCCUCCCGUGUUGUCAUCGGAUCCCAACAUGCUUAGCAACGAGGAAGCUGGUCUCCAUUUUGAGCAGAUGCUUAAGCUGGCGCAGCUCUCGGCAGAUGAACUCUUUAACAUCGCGCUCUUCAAUUGGCUCGUGCAAGCAGAUCUUACAGACAAGUUAUUGGAGCUGAAUUCGCCCUUUUUGGAGCCCUAUUUGUCCCGAAAAGCAAAGGACGAUCAAAACAAAGUACAUUACAUGGAUCUGCUGUGGAGGUACUACGAGAAAAGCCGGAAUUUCAGCAAAGCCGCUGAAGUUGUUGCCCAGCUGGCCGACUUGCCGAGCUCUGACAUAUCACUCAAGCAGCGCGUUGAGUACAUUUCCAGGGCCAUACUGAGCGCUAAAAGCUCGACGGACAUGGCCAUCCUGCCUGCCGACGGAGAGUUCCUGCAUAAGCUGGAGGAGAAAAUGGAGGUUGCCCGGAUACAGCUUCAGAUCCAGGAGACUUUGUUAAGGCAAUGUUCCCAUAAUCAAGCGGCCCUCGAUGCCGUAACUCAACUAGACUCACAGCUGAUGGACGUCACAAAGCUUUUUGAGGAUUUUGCACACAAGUUCAAGCUUUCUGAGUGCAUGCUGGCGAUAAUACACUGCGCCGGACAUUAUGACCCCAUCCUGGUCCAGACCCUGUGGCAGGAGAUCAUAGAAAGAGAGUUAAGCGACAGUGUAGCGAUGGAUCCCGCAAACCGAAUGCAAGCUUUAAAUCUCAAGAUCACUUCUCUGGGCAGGACGUACAUGCGCACCCCGCGAUACUUUCCAUUGGAAUUCCUGGUUCAGUAUCUGGAACAGCAUGUUUGUGCCUUGAAUUGGGAUGUUGGCUUUGUACCGUAUACCAUGCAGGAGAUUGAUGUCCCCAUCCCCAAAUUACUAGAGGUGUACGAUCGCUUAGUAAAAGCACGGGAACCCUGUUGGGCGAGAAUGAAGAAGCCGCUCCAUCUGCUGGAAUGCAUUCACGUACUGCUGACCACGUUUGUGCAGAGCCCGAGCAAAGUCCCAGCCUACGAAAGGCGGCGUUUCACCACGGUCUGCCUGGACGCCAUUGCUGGAUAUCUUGUAGAGCUUCAGUCAAUGACCCCAACAGCUGCAUUGCAGAGCACCAUCGGCAACUUCAAGUCUUUACAAGCCAAGUUGGAGAGGCUAUGCUAACGAAGCCGUGCUAACGAAGCCAUGCCGUGUUCGCACUGUCACAAGGGACUAAAACCGCCAUGUACCCGUCAUCCUCUGACGGCCGAUAAUCUGGCCCAUCUUUCUGAUACCUUUUGAGUACUUUUCUGUUCGAUUACAACGUGUUAAUCUUUUAGUGUAAGACUAUAUAAUAUUUGAAUAUCUUGAAUACAUUUGCUUUUUCUAAAAGUAUGGGCGACAUAACCGAUUCCUCCCUUCUAUUUGUUUUAUUUCUUUGUCUACAUUUCUUCUGAAUCGUCCGGCUGAUGCCAUCGCCGUACCCUGCAGUCCAGAUCCGACUUUCGUUAACCUUUCAUUGACUUGGGAACUCGCUCACAAAUUAGUGUCCAUAUCGUCAAAUACAUACAUUUUUAUUUUUUUAACUCUUCAUACCACCCUGAUUUGUAUGUAUCUAAAAAAAUAACUAAAUAAUAAAGUUGAAUUUGAGCCUUUGCAUGGAAGUAGUAAAAUGGACAAUUAAGACAUUGGUGGUGUUACGUGUAGCGCGAUCUGUCGCUGCGCUCACAUCAUCUGUUAGAUGGAGGAUUCGGUGAGACAGUGAGCAGGAAUGAGUAAAUCUUUGCAUUGUCAAUAACAGUUUUGUAACCUUAGAUCUGGGGAGGUGCUUGUUUUUGCCAGAACUGAGUUUUGAAAUACAUUUAUAAAUUUGUAGAUUUACUUGGAUUAAAUCCAGCAGUGUUUCUGAA
Molecule: messenger RNA, 5010 nt
Organism: Spea bombifrons (plains spadefoot toad)
Lineage: Eukaryota; Metazoa; Chordata; Amphibia; Anura; Pelobatidae
Gene: NUP155
Product: nucleoporin 155
Exons: 35
Coding region: 122-4285 (1387 amino acids)
Biological process (GO): protein import into nucleus; RNA export from nucleus; transcription-dependent tethering of RNA polymerase II gene DNA at nuclear periphery
Cellular component (GO): nuclear pore inner ring; nuclear pore
Molecular function (GO): structural constituent of nuclear pore; protein binding
Source: RefSeq, a predicted model, not a curated record